Medicago truncatula (barrel medic) is the source of this 1136-nucleotide messenger RNA. Its product is annotated as auxin-responsive protein IAA32. Gene Ontology annotation, cellular component: nucleus. The transcript is spliced from 4 exons. Gene Ontology annotation, biological process: regulation of DNA-templated transcription. Bases 395 to 931 code for a protein of 178 amino acids. The record is from RefSeq and is a predicted model, not a curated record. NCBI's taxonomy places the organism in Eukaryota, Viridiplantae, Streptophyta, Magnoliopsida, Fabales, Fabaceae.
UGAAAUAUAUGUUGGUUCAGCAGAUUCAAUAUCAUAUAAUACUUUCCAUUUGCUUUCUUGAGUUACUUUCACAAUUAAAAAACUGAUACAAGAGUCUGAACAUUUGAAGCAAUGUUAGGUAGCAUAAUCCAGAAUAACUUCUGUAAAGGAUCAAUUUGGCCAUCCCUUGUUCUUGUGGUGUUUUGUUUUUACCAUGUCUUCCAUGUUGACAGUAACAGAAGAUAAGCUUUAUGCAUUCAAUGAUUAAUAAUGGAGUAGGUUUUCUUGUCUUCCAUGUGCUUUUGGAAUUUCCACUUAGAUACUCAAAAUAUUUCAUUAUAAAUGAGCAAGUCUUACAAAUGAAACUCAUAGCCAUUGACCACUAAACUUUUUCAUAGGACAUUAUAUUAUACCAAUGGACUCAAAUUCAUCUAGCUUUCUUUUGAACUCUUCAAAUUUUCACUCAGUUUUCUAUCAGGACAAACAUGAUGAUGGCAUAAUUGAUCUUGGUCUUAGUCUUGGAACUGUUCAACAUGAUGCUUAUCAUUCUUCUGCUAACUUGUAUGAUGAUGAUCUUAUGGAUUGGCCUAAUAUGAAGAAUUCUAGAUCUGUCCAUGAAAACUUUGAUGAAGAGAUAGAGGGAGUACAGAGCAAUGAGAGAUGGGCUUAUGUGAAGGUUAACAUGGAUGGGGUCUCCAUUGGUAGGAAAAUUUGUAUUCUUGAUCAUGGAGGAUACUCAAGUCUAGCCAUUCAAUUAGAAGACAUGUUUGGUAGCCAAUCAGUAUCUGGUAUAAGAUUAUUUGAAUCUGGAUCAGAGUACUCAUUAUUCUACAAGGACAGUGAAGACAAUUGGAGGACUGUUGGUGAUGUCCUGUGGAAGGAGUUUGUAGAAUGUGUGAAAAGGCUAAGGAUUGCAAGAAAGAAUGCAGGCAAUGUUAACAUUUCAUCUUAGAUAAAUAAAUUCAAAAUUAAAUUGUUUUCAUGACUUUCUUUUGAGUUGUCUAAACUUUGACCAUGUAAUACUUGCAUGUGCUGUUUUAGAUUUGUAAAGGCAAGUCCUUCAUGGAAAAAAUUGAAAAUCUAAGGACUUUGAUACUACAGUGUUGCUUUCAAUUGCUAUAAUUCCUAACGAAUUGGAAUUUUAGGAUCAGGACAUC